GAUCCUCGGAUGGAUCUUUGAAGAUCUUUCGGCUCGUACUGAACGGUUUUCUUGGAUCCUUGCCAUAAUCUCCACAAGUGGACCAUGAACAACAAUAACAACAAUAUUAAUAAUAAUAACCAAGAAGCAAUGGAUAAGAUGUCUGAUGAAGCUACGGCAACUGUCAGCAGCAGUGGUCUGAAUCCGUAUACAGACCCAUCGGUAGCUUCUGUCUUGCAGUGCGUGACUGCUGAAUCCAACGCGUUUGCUCCUUACGACGAUAAAAUCCAUUUGUACCAUUUUGCCACGUCGCUGUGCAGUCAAGUGACUCGCCUAGUGCUGGAAGAAAAGCAACUGCCAUAUGAGUCUCAUCAUGUCACCAUUGUGGCGGGUGUCCAUGAACAGUACGAGCCGGACUAUGUGCGCUUGAAUCGACGCUGUGUCGUACCCACCUUGGUCACUCCCACGGGCAAGGUGACAACCGAUACUACCAAUAUCAUGUUUUAUCUGGAAUCAAAAGAAUUUACCUCAUCAUCAGUGGGUAUUAAAAAUAGCACCAGUAGUGAUAUGCAUAAUAGCAUCCAUCUGAUGCCACCUACAAGCAAUCCAAAAGAACAAGCUCUGGUGAAACAAUUUGUGGCCUUGGGAGAUGGGGUAGCCUGUGAAGUCUUGACAUUUGGAACCAUCCCUGGAGCUCCUCCACUUCCCUCUCCUUACCGACAUUUGGUCAAGGGCACUCAUGAACAAGCCGCCAAGGAAUUACGACAACUUAUUGACGUCCACAAAGACGAUAAUUACCUAAGAGAUUCCUAUCAGGGCAAGCUGGAUUUGAUUUUGAUCAAUCAGGACAUGAUGGAGCAACCACUCAAACUGAAGGCAGUCAUGGAUGCUACUCAUGCUGCCAUGGAACAACUGAAUCAACAACUUGUCAACGGGCCCUUUUCUACUACACCCAAUAAUCAAGGAUGGCUGUGCAGUGACCACCAGUACACCUUGGCGGAUUGUCAAUGGGCCGUCGUCCUCUACAGAUUCAAGUUUCGGAAUAUCGCCGACCUCUUUUAUGCCAGCCAAUAUCCCGCCAUUGUGGCGUACACCGAACGGUUAUGGGCUCGUCCGGCAUUUCAAAAAGCGGUCGUGAAAUGGGAACAGAAACAUGUCGUGGUACCCUACUUGAUACGUUCCAAGCUACGAAAAAGAUUCCAACAACACAACAACAACAACAACAAGAGCAGUUUGGUCGUCAUGGCAGCUAGUGCUGUCGUGGUUGUGGCAGCUCUUUGGCAGUUGGGUCGUCAUCGACAGAGUGGACGGUAGACUCGAUUCGAUUCGAUUCGAUUCGUAGAAUUUGACUAAAAUGCCCAACAUCAAAACGACAAUUCGCUUCACAUUCCCCACAAAUCUACCAUCGAUCGAUUGAUCCAUGGAUCGAUCGAUCCACCAACCAACCAAUCAAUCAAUGUGGAUUCGAUUCAUUCAUUCAUUCAUCAUGCACCUCUGUUGAUCGUGCAGUGCGCUUGAUUCGAUUGGAUUCGAUUCGAUUCGAUUCCACUAAAAAAUAUAAAGUGCAUGAGUCUUCUCCUCCUACUACCGGUAUCCAUAGGCAACUGGGGACCACCUGCGGCAUAGGCAAAAUAUGUGGACGCUCCUACUCCGGUAGUACUGGUACUGUGAUUGUUUGACGAGUGAGUAGACCGUCACAUGGUACCUCGAGAGGAUGAGCUCAACCUUUUCAAUGAGGAGCUUGCUACACGGAUAUGGGAAAAUCGUCGUCUCGCAGUCCGGAUUGUCACGCCACCUUGCAUUUACGGGAGCCUGAAAGCAACCGGAUUACUGUGAUUGACGAGUGAGCAUACCAUCACGGUACCUCGAGAGGAUGGGCUCGACCUUUUUCGUCAUCAUCAUCACCAUCACCACCAUCGCUAGCAUGACUCCAGGACGUGACAUUGCCGUUGUGGCUGUACCGGCACUAGCUAGCUAGCAAUCGAGGAAGGCGUACUGAAUGAGGGGCUGUUCAGCAUUCUUCUUGCUAGACAAACACCUUGUAAGGAGUUGGCAUUCUUUGCUCGUUCUCUUGGGAGGUUCACGUCGCCAGGCAUGCAAGAGCCUUUCAAAAAGACCUCUUUAUGUAGUAUCAUAUCCCGCAUGAAUUUUGGCAGAACUCCAGAAAGUAUUAUAUGAUCCAUUCGGUCCGAUCCCAAAAUUAUAUGUUUUUUUGUAAUUGCAUUGUUGUCAUCGUCGUCAGC
This is a messenger RNA of Seminavis robusta, 2222 nucleotides long. The record is from the annotation of a GenBank genome assembly. NCBI's taxonomy places the organism in Eukaryota, Bacillariophyta, Bacillariophyceae, Naviculales, Naviculaceae.